Molecule: messenger RNA, 7512 nt
Organism: Penicillium odoratum
Lineage: Eukaryota; Fungi; Ascomycota; Eurotiomycetes; Eurotiales; Aspergillaceae
Gene: atrA
Product: protein kinase MEC1
Exons: 24
Coding region: 1-7512 (2503 amino acids)
Biological process (GO): protein phosphorylation; DNA damage checkpoint signaling; telomere maintenance
Cellular component (GO): nucleus
Molecular function (GO): protein binding; protein serine/threonine kinase activity
Source: RefSeq, a predicted model, not a curated record
AUGGCAGCUGAGAGAAAGAACCAUGACUUCAGGGCUGGUAAUCGACGGCCGCCCAUGGAGCCAGCCUCAUCCAUUCUCGCGGCACAUUUCGCCCCUCUGGCACCGCAAGGACAUAAAGGGCAUCAGCGGCUCCCUCGGGAGACAUUCUCGCAACUUCGCCAGGAACUUUUAGGAGAAAGGCAAAGUCAGAUGCGCGUCGAUGAAGGCAUCACGGACAUCAAUAAACUCAUCUGCAUUGUUCUCAAGGCCGGCCUGGAAGUGGAUCUGAGUAGUCAUACACCAGAAAACGAUCUCCAGGGCCAAAUCUUGGAUUGUCUGGAUAUUAUCCAGGCAAGCAUUGAGAAAGCCCCACAGGCGCUAUGGGAUAUUUCGGACCCACUGAUUUUGGGGGAAGAUGCCCAAGCACCAUUAUUUGCAUGGCUGAUCCUACGAUUGAUUAAACUGGCUAGCAUCUGGUCCUCAGAGAUCGUUCAGCAAAGAACGCAUUUGAUAUUAAGCAGUAUGGCUAGUCUCCAAUCCAGACAAGCUCGCUCGUCACCCUUAUGCUAUGGCGUUUCGGCCUUUCUUCGUGCUUGUACAUCGGACAUUUUAUGCGCCUUGGAAGGAUCCAAGAGUGGGGACUUGCGAGGUCCCCCUACCCCAAACCUAACCAUACCCGCAAUCAAUGGGUCACUGGGAGUAGACCUCGAUAACCUAGCUCUUCCUCGUGGUCUCUUAAGGGAAGCCAUAUCCCUGGGGUCCUUUCCCCAGGCAAUCAAUCUUGUUUCUCUCAUGUUAGAUUCAUUUAGCCCUCAAGCCCUAAUUGAUGGUCUUUCAAUGCGACGAAGCUUCAUCCUCCGCCAGAAUCUUCCGUGGGUUUCAAAUGGCUACAAUCGUCUACGUAAAGUGGUGAUCGGAUGGAUACAGAGAGCUGGGUCGACACUUACUUCAAAUGAUCAGCAGGUCGUUUUACAAUUCAUGGCAUAUACACACCGAUUUUGUGUGUCUGACAUGUUUGGAUCGGCUCUGCGUUCUGACAUAUCCUUGGCCUCGCUCUGGGCUCAAUGUCUAAGUGACAUGCUCCAACUCAGUAUUCGGAGUCAAUUGUCAGUCAUUCAGACUGAUCUGACCCAUUUCCUGGAGGAAGCGCUACAGGGGGCAGUGGUUUCGAAAACCUUCGCCCAGCAAUUGAGUGAGACCCUUUUAUCCACUUUCGAGGAAAUCAAAGACAAGGAUGGCAAACUUUUGCCUAUGGAGUCUGGUCUAUCGACGUCAAUUCUGUCUCUCGAGGGGAUGCUGCUUGAUACAUCAGCGUUAUCUGAGGAUCGUUCUCAGGCUCUGAUUAGUCUCGCAGCAAAUGAUGUCGAGGCUGACGUUCAAAAACCUGGCAUUAUGUCCCAUGACAUGGAACAGAGCUUGAGUACACGAGCCUCAAAACGCAUGUGUCUGCCUGUUCAACCUACGAUUCAAGGCUUGUUGCCUCUUCUUAUGAAAAGGCUGUCGGCACUACUAAAGUGUGAUGAUGACAGUGGAUUGGCAGGUCUACGCACUGCGUUGGAAGGAUCGUACGAUGGACUUCCUGAGCAUGAAAGGUCUGAAGUACUGGCCAGUAUCGGGCAGCUCUCCUGUGCCAUCACCGGAAACCUUGAACAGAAGGCCUCGAACUUUUUGGGGCGAGAUACAAUCCUCUGUAAAAGGUGUGAUCUCGAAACCCAUAAUUCUGGGAAUGGGAUCGAGAAGAACAUGACCGAAUUCGAAGAAUUGUGGGCAAUUUUCAAUUCAAUUCUACCCAAGCUCACGCGCACGUCUGGCCCACGCAUAGCUGCUAUGGUCGCACUGAGAAGAAUUUUGAUGCACUCGCCUUUUCUAGAUCAAAUGCAUCUAUCGUCGUCCGCAUCUGGACAAUUUUGCCUCCACGCUCUUCGAAGCUCCAAUCGAGAACUUCGCGUUGCGACCGGUCAUUCAGUCGUCGGAUUUGUGCGUUCCAAUCAGCAGCCAGAUAUUCGUCGAGCCAACUUUGUUAUCAUACUUGAAUGGCUAAAGAAUAUGUCCGAGAAAAACGAAAUGCCUUUACAUGAGGCAUGUGUCUUGACAUUGAGCUGUCUCGCAAAGGUAUCCGAUGAGGAGGAGAAAAAUAUCAUACUUUUGCGUCUUGUGGAGUAUCUCGGUCAUCCGAAUCCAUACAUAUGUGCAGUUGCAUACGACGAGUUGUACAAGCUCGGUACUGAGUAUAGCAUGUCGCCUGCUGGCUUAUUUCGGCCGUAUUGGAGAACACUGUCAGUUGCAGUCGUCAAAAACCUCCAAACUCGCCCAUAUAUGGCUGAACAGCUCUGCGAAAUGCUUGGCAUGAAAGUUGACAGCUUUUUGCGGUUAACGGAAGUCCAUGUUCUUCCUUACUUGGUCCUAACAAGAAAAAGAGACAUCAUUUGCAGAAUUGGGGCAAGUCGCGAUGAAGCGGAAUCGCCUUUCGAUGUAUGUUCUGAGAAAAACAAUCUUGCGGCAAUUCUCGCAUUUCUGCUCGCCCAAGAUCAUAGCAACCCAGAAGCCAUGAUCAUGUCUCUACUGGCAGAUAUAGAUCCUGCUUUCAAAGGACGGUCCUUGUCGGAGUUAGUCCGGAUCGAGCCAAUCUUGAUUGCAUGUGAUUUAUUGAAAAGCCUUGGAGAUGCCGGUGAGCAAAAUAAGGAAAGGUUUCAUCAAGCACUUACUCGCCUAGCCAGCUUCGUCCCAAGGAAGUCCACACAUGGAAGUUCCUCUAAAAGGGCGAACUUGCUAAGCCAUUUCAUUGAAGAACAUGUUCUCGGAAUAAUCACCCAAUUUUCAAACGCAAUCAAUGACUUCGAAGUGCGGCAAACGCUGGCUGAGAAGAGGCGAAACCUGAAGGCAAUCGAAGAGAUGAUCAGUAUUGCUCGGGGUCAUGUCAGUAAUGCAUUGCCUCAGGUCUGUGCUUGCCUCCGCUCUGCCCUCGACAUCGAGGAAUUGUGCGGCCAAGCAUUCUCGGCUUGGACGACCUUGAUCAGCUCUCUCAGCGCCGAAGACAUCGAGCCUCUCAUCGACCAGACAUUGGCAAUUGUAAUAAGGUAUUGGGAUAGAUUGGCUGAUGAAAGCAGGAAACAUGCCUAUCAGUUAAUCGAUCAUAUAUUGAAAAAUCAUCCAAACCUCGUGCGAGAAACCUUCAAUACGAUGCCAUCCCUAGCCUGCAUACCCGAGAUGGCCGCAUUUGAAGCUCAAAUUAACGAACUGCGAGCAGAUAUGGAUGUCCGAAGUCGGUUGCUUGCCUUGAUCCGCCGCUGCCAGAGUGAGAAUGGGACGGUUGCCGAGCAAGCUUUGACCGAGUUACUUCCCUUCCUGUCCAAAAACGAGGAGUUUUUGCAUGUCUCUGCUCUCAGCGAACAGCCGGAUCCUGUGAUCGCACAGCUCACGAGAGCAUUGUUGGACUGCUGUGUCAAGUUCAAUACCAGUUCAGAUCGCAUCACAUUACUCGCAGCACGAUGUCUAGGACUUGUCGGCUGUUUGGACCCGAAUCGAGUAGAGACAAUCAAGGAAAAGAAGGAUAUCCUCGUUCUCUCAAAUUUUGAUCGAAUGGAGGAAAUCGUGGAUUUCACGCUUUUCUUUCUUCAGCAUGUGCUUGUCGAUGCAUUUUUGUCCGCCUCUAACACCAGAGCCCAGGGGUUCUUGGCAUAUGCCAUGCAGGGCCUUCUCAAAAUCUGCACAUUAGAUACUGCUGUUCUUCAGCGGUCUCGUGAUCUUCAGGAUGAUGAGAAAUACCGGCGAUGGAUGGAACUUCCUGAAGGCACCCGAAACACAUUGACGCCAUUCCUUACAUCAUCAUACACGGUUACCCUCGUCGUGACAAAUCCAACUGUGGAAUAUCCUUUGUUUUCCCCGGAAAAGACCCAUAGCGAGUGGCUUCGGACCUUGGUACAGGACCUGCUUCAAGUCGAAAGGGAAGACAACGCAAAGCUCGUUUUUUCAUUCUGCAGUCGUGUGGUGAAAGGUCAAGAUAUUUCUAUCUCCUCUUUUCUCUUGCCGUUCGCGAUGCUGUAUCGAAUUGUCGGAGGUACCGUGCAAGAACACAAAGACGUUCAGCUGGAACUAAUAACGGUUCUGUCGCAUCCUCUUCCUGACACGAAUAACAAUGCUCGUGAAACGAUCAUUUCCUGUAGCCAGAGCGUUUUCGAAGUUUUGGACUACUUGUCACGAUGGCUUCAGGGAAAGAAGAAGCAGCUCAAUGGCUUGGGUCAUCAGUCUCACCAGUCGAGCCGUUCUAACCGAGAUUCUAACCGAGACUUACUCUUCGACAAAUUCACAUCUCAGAUCAAGUCUGCCGAGACCCUUUUAGCUGCAAUCCCACCCGAAAUCAUUUCCAAACGCGCGGUGGAAUGCAAAUCUUAUUCUCGGGCUCUGUUUCAUUGGGAGCAGUAUAUUAGGCGAUGUAAUUCGCAACUGGACUCCACGGAAGGCUCGGGCUCGGAUCUGCUUUAUCAGAGGCUGCAAGACAUUUACAGCCAAAUUGAUGAGCCGGACGGAAUAGAAGGUAUAUCCAGCCAUUUGUCCGCACUCAAUGUCGAUCAACAGGUUUUGGAGCACCGAAAAGCGGGGAGGUGGGCUACCGCACAAAGUUGGUAUGAGCUUCAGCUCGAAAAAGAACCCGAUAAUUUUGAGGCCCAGUGGAAUCUUGUGACUUGCCUGAAGGAAUCCGGCCAACAAGAUGCCAUUCUCACUCGUUUCGAAGCUCUCAAAGAUAAAGAUGCUGCGACUUCGCGGUUCCUGCCAUUCGCAGUGGAAGCAUCGUGGAUCACAGGCAGAUGGUCUAAGCUCAAGAGCUACCUAGAAUUAUGUGCUGAGCAAGGAACUGGUGAUUUCAACGUGGGCAUUGGAUCGGCUCUCUUCGCUCUUCGAGGGCUACAUGAAAGUAAUGAUGCUUCGUUUGAGGAGAAAUCAAAGGUCUUUACAACGACCAUCAACAAUCUCAGGCUCAAUGUUGCAAGGUCCUUGACGGCGAAUUCCGUCACUUCGUUGCAAUCGUGCCAUGAUGAUAUGCUCCGGUUACAUGCCUUGGCAGAUGUGGAAGCGAUAGCAAAUGCAAGAACUAAAGAAUCUUUGUAUCCGGACUUGCCUUCUGCUCUCAAACGACGGUUGGAUGUCUUGGGUGGUUACAUUGCCGAGAAACAGUACUUGUUGGGCAUCAGAAGAGCUGCCAUGGAGCUAGCGGGUGGCUUUGGGGAUUCCGAUAUCUCUGCUGCUUGGCUCACCAGUGCCCAUCUCUCGCGCAAGGGCAAAUUCACCAGCCAGGCAUAUCAUUCAAUGCUCAAUGCAGCUAGGCUCAAAGAUCGAUCAGCUACCAUUGAACAUGCAAAACUACUUUGGCAGGAUGGACACCAUCGAAAGGCGAUCCAGACCCUCGAAGGCGCUAUUUCCAUGAACGAGACCAUUCCAGUAGCGUCCAAUGUGAUUGACCUCGAAUCAGCCUCCUUUGCCUCCAAUCGUGGCCAAAAGCAAAAUGAUGUUCCUGCCAGGGCUCAUCUUAUGUUGGCAAAGUGGACUGAUAGAGCUGGUCAGACUCACUCCCAGGCCAUUGUCCAACGAUAUCGAGAAGCCAUUAAGCUGUAUCCACGGUGGGAGAAAGCUCAUUACUACCUAGGGAAGCACUACAACAAGAUUCUUGACUCUGAAAAAGCUAAGCCGAUGGGAAAAGAGGCUCAGAUAUAUUUAAGCGGAGAGGCUACCAAGCUAGUGAUUGACAACUACCUUCGCUCUCUAACCUAUGGCAGCAAAUACGUUUUCCAGACCUUACCAAAGCUUCUCACUCUUUGGCUGGAACAUGCUUCCAUCGUUGGCCAGCCCAUUGAUCCAAAAAGAGGAGAUAAUGAGUUAGUGAUCAUUCGUACAAGACAUAUCCAGCAAGCUGACAUGGCAAUCCAAACCACUAGGGAAUUCCAGCGACACACGAAAGCACAACGAAAGAAAAGCCUAGAUGAGAUGCAUGCCCAGUUGAAGAAAUACAUCUCAACCCGUCUGCAGCCUGCUUUGCUAUUUACAAUUCUGCCCCAAGUGGUGGCUCGCAUCUGUCACGCCAACAGCACGGUCUACGACCUGUUAACUAGAAUUGUGACCAAGGCUGUCCAUUACUUCCCUCAGCAAGGUCUAUGGACAGUUCUCGCCGUUGUCAAAUCAUCGAAUAAAGACCGAGCGUCAAAAGGUUACAACAUUCUUCAGAAGAUCACGGACGUCACGACUAAGCACAAAGUGGAUGUUUCAUCUCCUGACAUUCGUCGCAUGAUAACUUCAGGUCAGAAAUUCACAGAGGAGCUGCUCCAGCUAUGCCUCGCGCCUGUCGAGGAUAGAACCAGUAAGGUCCAGCUUGCUCGCAGUCUUGGGUUUAACCACAAGGUCGCGCCUUGUCGACUUGUCGUACCGUUUCAGGCUAUGUUGAUUCCAAGUCUCCCCGCAACCCAUGAUGCGGAAUACUUGAAAGGGUUCAGGGCCUUCCCCCGAGAUCCGACGACAAUUGAAGCCGUUCUGGAUGAGGCUCUUAUCUUGAACUCGCUUCAAAAGCCUCGCAAGAUUAGCAUUCGAGGCUCUGACGGGAAAAUCUAUAAUGCACUUUGCAAGCCCAAAGACGAUCUUCGAAAGGACCAGCGUCUCAUGGAAUUCAAUAACAUGAUCAACCGGUUCUUGAAACGCGAUGUCGAGGCUAGCAAACGAAGGAUGUACAUCAAAACCUACGCAGUGACACCGUUAAAUGAAGAAUGUGGUUUAAUCGAAUGGGUGGACAAUCUACGUACACUGAGAGAUAUUGUGGUCAAGCUACUUCGCGAACGAGGAGUUCAACCGAAUUACACUGAUAUCAAGAAUCAUCUCAACGAGAUUUGUGCAGACAAAGAUUUUAAGAAAGUGUCUUUGUUUACUACUAAGAUUCUGGCCAAACUUCCUCCCGUUCUUCAUGAGUGGUUUAUCGAGAUGUUUCCGGAGACGGAGGCCUGGUUUACAGCAAGAUUGCGGUACACAAGAUCUUCGGCGGUGAUGUCCAUGGUUGGAUACGUUCUAGGGCUUGGAGAUCGACAUGGAGAGAACCUGUCCUUUGAAGAAGGUACAGGAGGUAUCUUGCAUGUUGACUUCAAUUGUCUAUUCGACAAGGGUCAAACAUUUGAGAAGCCCGAAGUGGUUCCAUUCCGGUUGACGAAUAACAUGGUCGAUGCCUUCGGCGCUUAUGGAUACAACGGUCCCUUCCGGCGCACCUGCGAAAUCACCCUCAGUCUACUGCGACAGAACGAGGAUUCAUUAAUGACCAUCUUAGAGACUUUCCUUUAUGACCCAACCACUGACUUCAUCGGGAAAAGACGUCGCAAUCCUGCGAAUGUUCCUGAUACCCCGGCCGGCGUCCUGGAGGACGUUCGCAACAAGCUCCGGGGUUUCAUGUCUAAACAACCCAUUGCCCUGUCCGUGGAUGGACAGGUGGAUGAGUUGAUCAUACAGGCAACCGAUAAGAAGAAUCUGGCGGCCAUGUACAUUGGAUGGUGCGCCUUCUUUUGA